Messenger RNA from Carcharodon carcharias (great white shark), 2419 nucleotides. Its product is annotated as apolipoprotein L6-like. The coding region runs from base 125 to 1720 and encodes 531 amino acids. Gene Ontology annotation, cellular component: membrane; extracellular region. Gene Ontology annotation, biological process: lipoprotein metabolic process; lipid transport. The record is from RefSeq and is a predicted model, not a curated record. The transcript has 10 exons. Lineage: Eukaryota; Metazoa; Chordata; Chondrichthyes; Lamniformes; Lamnidae. Gene Ontology annotation, molecular function: lipid binding.
CCUGUAGCUGAUCUGCGUUGACUCCCAGGGGAUUAUUGCAGAGAGCUGGGAAGUUUCAAGAUUCAGUCGAACAUCUGGUAUCAGUGUGAGCUCCAGAGGUGCCACUUACUCCAGGUCUCCAGAAAUGACAUCAGAUUCGCGGCCCCUGAACGCCUCACCUCAUUUCACCCUUCAGAGCGACAUCGAUGCAGAGGAAUGUGACUCUCCCAGGACAGGGAACUGGAGACCCAACCCUGCUCCACGGACACAUUCUGCCUUCAACCAGACUGAUGGUGCUGACUCUUUGAACCUCCGUGCAGCUGGUUGGCAGAAUCCAACUACACGAAUUAUCACUACUCCCUCCCACAUGAGUGAAACUACCCCAGUGAGGGAACACACAGAAGGGAACUGUAGACCCAUUCCUGCUCCACGGACACGUUGUGUCUUCAACCAGACUGAUGGUGCUGACUCUUUGAACCUCCGUGCAGCUGGUUGGCAGAAUCCAACUCCACAAAUUGUAACUACUCCCUCCCACAUGAGUGAAACUACCCCAGUGAGGGAACACACAGAAGAGAACCGGAGACCCAACCCUGCUCCACGGACACAUUCUGCCUUCAACCAGACUGAUGGUGCUGACUCUUUGAACCUCCGUGCAGCUGGUUGGCAGAAUCCAACUACACGAAUUAUCACUACUCCCUCCCACAUGAGUGAAACUACCCCAGUGAGGGAACACACAGAAGAUGGACAAAGUGGUGCAGUUGUGUUGUGGACGCAGACGACGAAUGAACAGGCUCCUGCUAACGUGCUGAAUAUGUACAAGAAGCUGGAACACUUUGUCAUCCUCUUCCCUGUCCUUAAAAAGCGCAUCAAGCAAAGCAUCGUUGAUCUGCAAACAGUUGCGGAUGACAUUGACACAUGUCACCGAAAUGCUAGCAUUGCCACCAUUGUGGGCAGUGGCGCUAGUGCAGUGGGAGGGACUGCUGCGAUGGUAGGAUUACUUGCUGCGCCCUUCACAGGAGGCGCCUCCUUAUAUUUCACUGGGGCAGCUCUGGUUGGAGGGUUCACCUCUACCACUGCCUGCAUCACAGAAGCCUACGCGAACAAGGGCCAUCAGAAAAAAGUGGAUGAGAUUCUUGAGCGGUACAACAUCGACAGCCAAGAGCUGAUGGAGUCUUUCAAGGGGGCCUACGGUGCCAUUGAAUGCUUGACUAAACUGAGCCAGGUGGAAAUGGCUGCUGGCCUAGCAAAGCGGCUGGGCAUCCGUCCCAUCUCGGUGGGAUAUAACAGCUACAGGUUGGUGAGCACAGUCCUGGCCAGGAAGGCACUGGAAGAGAUGUCUGUAUUGCAGGGACUGGCAACGAAGGUGUCAGCGCUCCUUGGGAGCCUCCAGAGUGGUAAUUUCGUGGACAGCAUGGGUUAUGUCAAGAGCCUGCUGUUUGGCAAGCCACUUGUGGUGACUAAUUGUGCCUGGGUGGCGACUGCGGCACUGUCCACAGCCUUUGUGGCAUGGGACGUCUACUCCCUGGUAACAGAGACCAUGAACCUGCACAAGGGCAACAAGAAGGAGCUGGCUCAGCGGGUACAGAACAAGGCAGAAGAGAUCGAAGGGAAACUGAAAAUUGUUCAACAGAUUUUUGAAGCUUUGGAGCAAUUUUUAGAAGAAAGUAAUGAAGGGGGAAUGUUACAAAACUCUCUGACUACCCCCCCCACAAGACCAAUGAUCUCCCAACCCACCCUCUAACCGAGGCUUCCAACUUCCUCCCCCAGGCCUCCUAUCUCCCUGAAGCCCCUGAUUUCCAUCCCAAACUCUGAUUUCUCACCACCUGAGGCCCCUGAUUUCCCCCUUCCCCCAGUGAAUUCAAUCUCUCAGAAUGCCAGCUCUCAGCAUCACCCCUUACCUUGGAACUGGACUCCCCCCAACCCCCAGAUGCGCUGCUUCAGAUGCCCCUACACCCAUCAUUCCCAGGAUGGGUUCCCCCCUCCAGCCCUUGCUCCACAGGUGAGGGUGUGGCCUUCUCCAAAUGCAUGCACCCAACCGGAGCCAAGCCUAUCUUUCAGGAUGGCUUCCAAACAGGGAACCUGACAGCAAUAUCUCACACAUACACUCUCUAAGUUACAUUUCACAGUGGGGUGCAGGAUCCACGUCUUCCAGGUUUCACACACUCUCCGGAUCCCAGUCCACCUUCCUAAGAAUCAAGACAAAAAGAAAAAGUAAAAAAGAGAGGCAGCCUGAAGGAGGAAAGUGUUGGAGACCAACAGUUAAGGAGCAUAGACCUGAAGGAGUUUGGGGUGGAGCAGCAGAGGGGAAUGACCUUUCUAUCAAUGGGAACAGUUUCUCUUGAUCCACUCUGUCCAGACCUCGAUGCCAACAUUCCAUUUGCCUUCCCUAAUCACUUGCUGUACCUGCAAACUAACUCUGAUUCAUGUACCAGGACAUCCA